Messenger RNA from Malassezia vespertilionis, 1896 nucleotides. RefSeq lists its product as uncharacterized. NCBI's taxonomy places the organism in Eukaryota, Fungi, Basidiomycota, Malasseziomycetes, Malasseziales, Malasseziaceae. The transcript has a single exon. Gene Ontology annotation, molecular function: protein binding. The coding region runs from base 1 to 1896 and encodes 631 amino acids. The record is from RefSeq and is a predicted model, not a curated record.
AUGUCGGGCAGAUACCGUGCGCGUCCGAGCGACUCGAGCUCGUCGCCGCCUGUGCACCAGCCAGAUACACUACUGUCUAGCCCCCCUUCGAGUCCUACGUAUGGCCGUACCUUUUCCAGCAUAUCGCAUUUGUCUGCGGAUCCAUUUUCCGGCUCGGCCAAGACGCUAUCGAGCGGGACGCUGCCGCAAUUCGUGCCGUCCUCGCGCAGACUCGGGCGCGCACACACGAUGCCGGAUGGUUCCAUGGGCGAUCGCGGCGCUGGCAUUGAAUCGCUGACGCUCGUGCCUGUUGGAGAAACAAGCAGCGAUCUGACUCGCGGUACAGACGUGCUCGGUCAGUUUUUUAGUUCCUCAUCCGAGGACGAUCUGAGCCUCAGCUCCGACGAUGCGCCGAGAUCGAUGGAGCACACGCCGACUCUAUUACCCCGCACAGGACAUACACGCUCUUUUUCGCGCACCGAGUCGGCCGGCACGGAUCCGCUCAGUGCGCUGGGGCCACGGAGCGAAAGUACGUCAAUGCGGAGCACUCGGCGCGCGCGCCUCACAGGCACGUCGCCUAGAAAACUAACGCGCGCGGCGCACGAUACGCAGCUGCUGCCCGCCUGGGAGCAGCCGCAAUUUACGUCCAAGGCCCCAAGAAUUCCUCCGCUCGCGCAGCAGCAUGCACGGGCAGAGCAGUGGCAAAGGAUCGUGAACAAUGUGUUUGAUCAAGGCAAGGCAGCACCGGCGCUCUCGCUGGGCGGCUGUCAUAUGGGGCAUAUUCCCUCGCUGAUCGGCGACCUGAACAACUAUGUUGUUAUCGCUCCGCGGCGCACAGAGAGCAAGGCACACAAUCCAGCGCGCGAGUCGUCGGCCUCGGUGCUCGAGGCCUACUUUUGGGACAAUGCACUGACGCGCCUGCCGAGUGCUCUGUUUCAGCUGUCGAAUCUAAGCGUACUAUCCUUGCGCAAGAACAACCUGACGUGCCUGCCGCCCGCAAUUGGCGAGCUGCGCGGGCUGCGCGAGCUGAAUAUCGGGGGCAAUACUCUGCGCUAUCUUCCCGCAGAGAUCCAGCGGCUCGCCUUGGAUACAUUUACCUACGUCCCGAACCCAUUCUGUCCGGUGCCGCCCAAUGCAAGACUCACACAGCGCGCACGCAACGGGCGCGCAGGAGCACGGACGGAGAUGUCGGCGCCUGCUGCACCUCGAGCGAGGCUCGUGCGUGCACAUUCGGAGCGCUCGCCGCGCGGGCGUGCGGAUGAGUCGAGCGUGCCGGCGAUGGUGCGUGUGUUGGGGCCGUUGGAGCGAUGCGCGUUUCCAAGUCUGCUGCACCUGUGCAUUCAGCGACUGGUCAGCGCGGACCCCGACGGGGGAAUGUGCGGAGUGUUGCUGGACAGGUACGAAACGGGGUGCCUGCGCGCCUUGCGGCAUACGCUUGAUGUGCGCUUGAUUGUAAUGCUGGAAGCGGCGCGGCGAAGUGUGGACAAGAGCUGGGGUACGCCGACAAAUGCACCGCAGUCCGAUACAUUGUCGCGGCAGCUUUGGUACGAAGAUUGCACAGCGUCGCACACGUCUGUGAGCGAGGCGCCGGGCAUUGAUCCGCUGCUGGAGCAUGCGGACGAUGCGGCGGAAAAUAUAUACUUUAAUCGGUGCCCCGACCCCCAGGAAAAGGUGCCGCCGGGCAAUACGUCUGACUGGCCUUUGUCGGAUGCUGCGACGAUGGAUGCGCCGCUGUUUGUCGCACCUGCAGAGCAACGCAUGGAAUGGGUAUCGCACGUUGCAGGUAUCCGCGUUGCGAAGCAGGGAGUUGAGCUACUGACGUCGGUGCCGGAUGCGUACGCUGCGAAAAACAGUGGGUGCCUGCCGCUCCUGUGGCGAGGCAGCAGCGCCGGAAGCCUUGCGUUUUUGGAGCGGUAG